Molecule: messenger RNA, 769 nt
Organism: Nylanderia fulva
Lineage: Eukaryota; Metazoa; Arthropoda; Insecta; Hymenoptera; Formicidae
Source: RefSeq, a predicted model, not a curated record
AAAAGUCAAAUUAUUAUUUUUACAUGAUAUUUUAAUAAUGAAACUUUUAUCUCGCAUCUUCAAGACGUCGGAGCAAGAUGUGACGAAACCCUUGGUGAACUUUGAAGAAUGGGUGAAUAUUUACAAAAAAAUAUCGAAGCUAUUCUUAAGGAUAUUUCACUUUUCAAAAAAGCAAAUAAAGCAGAUUCUACAAGUCAAACUCAAUGAUCUGAGGACUCGGACUUUGUUUAAAGUUAAUAAUAUUCUCAAUUCAACAUUCGAGAAUAUCAAGUUAUCUAUCGAGAAGGCGAAAAAAGAAGGUAAAAAAAUUAAUGAAUGUUAUAAUUAUGCAAAACAUAAUUUGGAAACGAGGAAAGACAAUACAAUUGCUGAAUUGGAGACGUACAUCCAAUAUGGAAAUAAGACUAUGGAAGCCCCAUUAAAGAACGUGGCAAACAAUAUUAAGGUAAUAAAGACGUUGCUGACCAAGUUAAACGCUAUCAUUCCGAAAUGUUACUCUUCGAACUAUAUCAAGAUGCAGAGCUGCAUCGCGAUGAAUCUUGCUCGAACUAAAUUGUCGUUAAAAGAUAUUGAUAGUUUAUCUUUGUGUCUUUGUGUGGUCCUGAAAAGGGCCGAUGACAACAAUUGGUUGGCCCUAAAAAGGGCCGUAGAUUGCCGGCUGCUAAAGUUGAAGUCGCUCUCUCCACUCGAUGACAGGCUCUGUCGUGGUGUGACGUGGAGUCCAGGCGGAGUGUAUUCGGAAGUCUCUCCGUCGGAUGGCGAUGUGUGA